Molecule: messenger RNA, 1419 nt
Organism: Aspergillus puulaauensis
Lineage: Eukaryota; Fungi; Ascomycota; Eurotiomycetes; Eurotiales; Aspergillaceae
Exons: 4
Coding region: 1-1419 (472 amino acids)
Biological process (GO): lactate catabolic process
Cellular component (GO): mitochondrion
Molecular function (GO): D-lactate dehydrogenase (NAD+) activity; FAD binding; D-lactate dehydrogenase (cytochrome) activity
Source: RefSeq, a predicted model, not a curated record
AUGGAGAAACCUACACCUACAUACGGAUCUAAGCAAGACUUUGAGAAGGCAGUGGCCGAGAUACAAACAAAGCUAGGCCAGGACUCAAUCAGCACAGACGAAGACGACCUGCACCAACAUGGGUAUUCCGAAUGGUCUUCCAUCAACGCAGACCGAUUACCCCUAGCCAUCGCAUAUCCGCAGUCCACGGAGGAAGUGUCCGAAAUCGCCAAAACCUGCCACAGGUUUCGAAUUCCCAUGAAUCCGUACUCGGGCGGGUCGAGUCUUGAAGCUAACUUUGCCGCUGCCCAUGGGGGCGUUACUAUCGACUUCGUGUUUAUGAAUCGGAUCGUGUCUGUCCAUGAAGAUGAUAUGGAUGUUGUUGUUCAACCCGCGCUCCAAUGGAUGGAGCUCAAUGAGAAACUUCAAUCAACCGGCCUUUUCUUUCCAGUCGACCCAGGACCAUCGGCUAUGAUUGGCGGCAUGGUGGGAACUAACUGUAGUGGGACUAACGCGGUUCACUAUGGGACUAUGAAGGAUUGGGUUAUCAACUUGACCGUUGUACUUGCUGAUGGCCGGAUAGUCAAAACACGACGGCGCCCCCGGAAGACCUCAGCCGGGUAUAACCUAACGGGGCUAUUUAUUGGCUCAGAAGGCACUUUGGGCUUGGUCACUGAGGUCACCUUGAAGCUUUGCCCUAUCCCGGAAUACACUCGAGUUGGGGUUGUAACGUUCCCCGACAUCGGGAACGCGGCCACGGCGGCGAUGGAAGUUAUUCGGAAGGGGAUACAGAUACAGUGUAUUGAGCUCAUGGAUGAGGUUCAGAUGAAUGUUGUGAAUCGGGCUGGUGGGACGUCGCGGGUUUGGAAAGAGUCGCCGACGCUGUUCUUCAAGUUUUCGGGGACAUCUGGAAAUGUUGCAGACAGUGCCAAGCUGGCGGAGGAGGCUAUUCAGCCCUACGCGGACACGUUCGAGUUUGCAAAAGAUGACGAUGAGGCCCGCAAGCUUUGGUCGGCACGCAAAGAAUCCCUGUGGAGUAUGAUUGCUUUGGGAAACGAAGGCUCCAGCGUCUGGACCACAGACGUUGCCGUGCCCAUAUCGAGGUUGAAGGAUAUCAUUGAACUAUCUAAAAAGGAGAUGGAAGAUUUGAAUGUCUUCGCUGGAAUUAUUGGCCAUAUUGGAGACGGCAACUUCCAUGGAAUAAUCUUGCACGACAAGAAUGAACCCGAUGAACGAAGACGAGUUGAGCAAUGUGUUCACAAUAUGGUUAGGCGGGCACUGGACAUGGAUGGAACAUGCACGGGAGAACAUGGGAUUGGCAUAGGAAAGAAGGACUUUUUGCUUCAAGAGCUCGGACUAGAUACUGUAAAUGUAAUGCGGGACAUCAAGCUUGCUCUGGACCCUCGUUGUUUGUUAAAUCCAGGGAAGAUUUUCAAUUAG